CAGUGUGUUGCUGCGUCUUACUUACGUUGCUCUCUGGAACCGAGGUCCAGAGAUAGAAGAUGACUUCGUACGGCAAGGCGUCUUUGCUCUUACUCGCAGCUUUAACCAUCUUCGCACCGGUUCUAGGAACAAUUGUCGAAUUACCUACCCAUUACAACCGGGCAUCACCAUGGAAGGACUUAGCUAAGCUCGGAAUUGGAAAUCUCACGGAAACGGAUUGUCUUCGACCAUGCAUUGCAGGGGAACCACAGCGAGUCUGCCUUUACACAUUUGUUCUAGAAUACUACGCGGCAAUGGGAACAGCCUGCGGGAAUUGUUCCGAUGGUGUUCUGGAGGACUGUUACCUACCCCAGUGCAUCACAGCCGAUGGUGUUGAAAAAGGAGUGAUGGCCAUCAACCGCCAAAUACCCGGGCCUCCGAUUAACGUCUGUAAAAAUGAUCUAAUCGUAGUCAACGUGGAGAACAAAAUGUCCGGUACGGGAUCGACAAUGCAUUGGCACGGGAUUCUGCACAGGCACAGUCAGUGGAUGGACGGAGUUCCCUAUCUGACUCAGUGUCCGAUCGGAGGAUCGAGUUUUAGAUACGCAUUCCCAGCCGAUGACGUUGGCACGUACUUCUACCACUCUCACACUGGGCUGCACAGAACCAACGGGCAAUACGGUGUGCUGACUAUCCGUGAACCACGUUCCGAGGAACCCUGGCCGAAAGAUCUCUACGAGUUUGACCUACCGGUGCAUACGAUAUUUCUUGCCGAUUGGAUGCAUGAAACCGCGGAGAUGUUCUUCCCCGGUCUGCCCAACCGAGAGCCAGGAAUUGCACCAACUACCAUAUUGGUUAACGGUUUUGGAUGGUACCUCAAUGGAACUACGAGCGAAGAUUCUGUCAACUCGUCCUUUCCUUUGGCAACUUUUCACGUCAACAGGAAUUCAAGUUACAGGUUCCGGGUUAUCAACGGUGCAAGCCAAAUCUGUGGAUUCCAAUUCCAAAUACAGGACCAUAAUUUAACCCUCAUCGCCACUGACGGAUCCCCGAUCAAGCCAAUCACCGUCGAUGCCUUUGUCAGCUAUCCUGGUGAAAGAUAUGAUUUUGUGAUCAACACGAAUAACGUUUCGCUUGAUAGCGAUGCGUUCUGGAUUUAUAUCACCGGCCUAGGAGCAUGCGAGAACAUGGAAAUCGAUCAGUACGCCGUCCUGUCCUACGGCACAAAUGGCACAGAUUUAGGGAUUAUUCCAACCGUAACUCGACCAACGGUAACCGACCCUCUAAACUUCACGAGGGUCUUAAAUUAUCCGAGCACAACAUGUGGCGAAAGUCCGGAGUAUCUUUGCGUCACUGAUCUACGGCUGGUCGGAUACGAGAAGGACAAAGAUACCAAAAAAGUCUUGACGGCGAAACCAGACGUUCAGCUGGUCGUCCCAUUUAAUUUCCAUUAUUUUGAUGUUGACACCUUUCACCAAGAGGGAAAUUAUCUAGCAUAUGAGAACCUCGACGGAACCUCCAUUCGAGCGGGCAUGAUGAGCAACAUAUCCUUCACGUUUCCUUCCAGCCCAAUAAUUUUUAAGCAGAGACCUGAUAAAACACUCUGUAACGCGGACAAUUUACCAACUGAAUGCCUCAAGAACGAAAACAGCACGGAUGGUACUUAUUGCCAGUGUACCAACGUCGUGGUUUUGCGACAAAACGACAUCGUCGAACUGACUUUGGUUGACGCAGCAGACGAGUCUGGAAUCGAUCAUCCGUUCCAUUUGCACGGUUACGGCUUCUACGUGGUACGCAUGGGCUCAAACUAUACAAGUGAAGAGAUAACACCCGUGAAUCAGGGCAGCUUUUAUGCUCCUCCAAUGAAGGACACGGUCAGUGUACCCUCCGGAGGAUUCGUUACCGUUCGAUUUAGAGCCGAUAAUCCUGGAAUUUGGUUGAUACACUGUCAUUUCGAGUGGCACCUGGCCACUGGCAUGGGAAUGGCUUUCUGGGUCGAAGGAGAUCUUCCAGCUCCACCCCCAGGCUUCCCGACCUGUGGCGAUUUCGAUCCGUUGAGUUGAGCUGAUGUUAAUCAAGUCAUUGUAUGACGAGUGGAAGCAACUCUGCAAUGUCUAAUUCCAACCAUCAAUAUUUGACAUAUACCAUAUGAAUUUUAGAAUAAGAUACCUUUUUGUAAUUUGUUCCAAUAGAUUUGCACUUUGUAAACCUUAA
Neodiprion fabricii is the source of this 2193-nucleotide messenger RNA. Its product is annotated as laccase-2-like. The transcript has 8 exons. Gene Ontology annotation, cellular component: plasma membrane. NCBI's taxonomy places the organism in Eukaryota, Metazoa, Arthropoda, Insecta, Hymenoptera, Diprionidae. The record is from RefSeq and is a predicted model, not a curated record. Bases 60 to 2042 code for a protein of 660 amino acids. Gene Ontology annotation, biological process: iron ion transport. Gene Ontology annotation, molecular function: oxidoreductase activity; copper ion binding.